This is a messenger RNA of Seriola dumerili (greater amberjack), 1601 nucleotides long. RefSeq lists its product as uncharacterized. NCBI's taxonomy places the organism in Eukaryota, Metazoa, Chordata, Actinopteri, Carangiformes, Carangidae. The transcript is spliced from 16 exons. Bases 262 to 1566 code for a protein of 434 amino acids. Gene Ontology annotation, molecular function: protein binding. The record is from RefSeq and is a predicted model, not a curated record.
UGUCUCUGCAUCACUUCACAUCUCGCUGUUAUUUCAUCGUCCCUGAGCCUGUCCGGUGGCUCAGGUCUGAUCACUUUAUUUUUAAUCUUUAAUGAAUCGAUCCGCUCCUGCUCCAGCUGCCCGCCUCUCUACCUGCCUGUGUAAACACUGAGGGACGGGCAGGUGUGUCGGUAUGUCAGGUAGGCUCCACGGAAGUGAGAUACUGAGUGUUUAGAGACCACAGGAUCGACAUCAGCUUCAGAUCACAGCUGCUCCUUCAACAUGGCGCCCAGAGACCCUCUCCUCAGCUCCCUCAGAGUGUGUGUCCUGAACCUGCAGUCAGGUGGAGACACGGUGACAGACUCCGACGCUCACCUGACCUCCUGCUGUGAGCUGCUGGAGCUGGUCCUCAGGAAGGGGCUGCAACAACCAGUUCUCAGUCUGGGACACAGAGACUACUGGCAGUGCUUCGAACAGCUUCCUCACCAAGACACCUGUACCAGGCUGUCUGCUCUGUCCCUGGCAGUGGAGCAGACCAGAGUUUGCAGGAAGCUGCUCUCAGCUCAGGGUCGGGGCCGUUACCUGCUCAGACUGGCCCUCAGUCGCAGGAUCCUGCCCCAGUUCAUCACACACCUGCUGCACACGCCCCGGGUCCUGGAGUGGUUCAGUCCAGCUUCAAUCCUCAGGAAUGAAGAAUUAGUGGAGCCCUUCAUGUCGCUGCUGCUGGUCCUCUCUCACAUGGACUUUAAACUGGACCUGGAGAACUGUAGUUUUCUGGAUGAGAGCUGGCUCCUCCCGGUGUGUGAAACAUACGAGGUGGUUCCCUGUCGGGAGGUCGGCAUGGUGCUGAGGUACCUGAGUGGACGCACCUUUGUCCUGGACCUGUUGCCUGGCAGUCAGGCUCACGUCGAUAGGUUUAUCUGUCCUGGUGACAUCAUAGACGAAAUCAACGGGACGUCACUGAAGAACUCCAAGUGUGGACAGGCAGGUGUGGUUCUGUCACGGCUGAAGGGCAGCCCACUGACUAUCCGCAUUCUCCGGUGGAGGGCCCAUGAUGGAACGGUGUAUCGGCCCCUCAUCAAGCUCCUGCGGGCCCUGAGGGUGGAGAACCCUACACUACAGCUCGGUCCGGCCCCCUCCCCACAGUCGGCCUCCGAGGACCAGAGGCCCAGUCCUUCACACUGUCUCAAAGAGGGAAGGAUCGUGUACAUCGUGCAGUUCUUGGGAAAAACAAACAUUGGAAUGUUUGGAGGGAAGGAGGUGCUGCAGCAGGCCAUUCCACAGGUGUUAGAGAAGAACCUGCCUGGCCAGGAAGUGCUCUUAGACAUGAAGGAGACACACCUGACGUGCACAGACAAGAACAGUAAACAGGUGCUGAUUGAGCAUCACUACCCAGAGAUCUCAUGUGUGGGGAGAUUUGGUCAACCGGACUACACCGUAUUUGCAUUUUGUGUGGCAGACUCCCCAGAAACCCCUCAGUCAACAGGCUUCUGCUGUGUGGCACUGAGAGCCAGCAACAUCAAGGAGUGUGACGAAAUUGUGUGUCGUAUCGCUGCUGGCUUCAAGCACACCGAGUGGUUUGUAUGAUAAAUUAACUGUCAGCCAUUUGUGUUGUAAAUAAA